UAGCGGCCGGGGGGAAAGCGGCCACCCCCGGAGCCCCUCGCGCUUCCGUCCCGGGGAGGCGGUGGUGGAUGGCCACGCGGGCUGGCUGCUGGGAGAGGUUGCUGGUGAAACGCCCCUGCCUUAUGAACGUCUUCCUGCGGGUUAAUAACGCUUGAUUCCCUUCGAAGUCGAUAAAAAAAUACGUGCGUUCAGAAGGCGGUCUCACCUUGGAGGCUCCGAACAGCUCCAGGCUUGCCUUGUUAAGCCCGUCCUCUGCCAGUUUCGUAACAACCAAGAUGUUUAUGUUCUGCUUCAAAGCUGAAUUGUCAAACUAAAGCCUACAGCCCGUUGUUGUCAUCAGUGCAUUCACUGGCAAGUCUUACCCUGUUGUAAACACUUGUAUUUUUCAGUUUUGGAGGAUGCCAACAGAUAACAGCAACCUGCCACACAGUACCCCAGAACAAGACCCUGUCCAUACUGCAAGCAAUAAUUACCGGAAUAAUGCUGACGAGUCUGGAAUUGAACAAGAAAAUGGCGUUUAUAACAGUGACCUGGGUGAUAGUAUUACAGUUCCCAGUUCUGCCAGCCAGUCAUCCACUUCCAUGGCUGUUCCUUUGGACGUGCCCAGGAGAGGGCAACCCCUUUUACAGAUCGACAGGCAGCAGAUCCAGUCCAUUUCACAUAGUGCACAGGCUGCUGAACUCAAAGGUUUAGGAGUUGAUGUCUAUGACCAGGAUGUAUUGGAGCAAGGAGUUCUUCAGCAAGUAGAUAAUGCAAUUAAUGAAGCUAAUAAAGCAGCAAAAGCAGCUGAUGCAGAGAAAGAAUAUCAGUCAGUGCUGGAUGACUUAAGGUCAUGUACAACAUCUCUGAAACAAAUAAAUAAAAUUAUUGACCAACUUUCACCUCAAGCAGCUGACAACAAGGAUAUAAACAGAAAACUAGAUUCUGUAAAACGGCAAAAAUACAACAAGGAGCAACAGCUAAAGAAGAUCAAAGCAAAGCAAAAGCGUCUCCAAGCAAUUCUUGGUGGAACAGAGAUUCUUGAUAAAGUACAUGAGAUUGAAUUUGAGGAAGAUGAAGAACCUGGUCCAUCAUCUCUUGGCAGUAUGCUUAUGCCUGUUCAGGAAACAGAGUGGGAAGAGCUUAUUCGUACUGGACAGAUGACUCCAUUUGGUACUAAAAUACUGCAGAAGCCAGAGAGGAAGACACGACGAUUAAUGCUAAAUGAAGCAUCUGAUUUUGAGAAGUACUUAGCAGACCAAGCUAAGCUGUCAUCUGAAAGAAAGAAGUUAUCCCUUCACAAAGGUGCAAGGAAGAAGAAAAUACAAGCCAAAAAUGUUCAGUGUAUAGCUCCCACAUCUACUACAAAGGAAAAAGCCCUGUCAAAAACAGAUAAGCGCUUAAAAAAACACAUGAGAAAACUACAGAGGCAUGCCCUUCAGAUUCAUUCAAAGGCAAAGAUUCCAAAAGAAAAGAAAUAUGUUGAGGGCAAGAAGUUCAAACAUGAAGAGGAGGAUGAUAGUGAAGAGUCUGAGCACGUGCCUAAUGAAGAGCUCUUUGAUCCAGAAGCAGCAGAAGUGGAAGAAGAGCAGGCAUCUUCUCAUGGUGAGAAUGAUUCUGAUUACGAACUCAAGAAUUUGUCUAGAAAAAGAAAAUAUUUCGUCAAGAGAGAUUUUAAAGAAGCUGAAGAUGAUACUGACUACUUUCCAAGCUCUGAGGAGGAAGAAGAGCAUACACUGGGGAAGCGCAAAGUAAAGAGAUGGAGAGAUGAUGGAGAUGAAGACUAUUACAAACAGAGACUAAGGAAAUGGCAAAAAGAAUGUUUGAAGGACAAAGAGCAUCAAACAGCUGAGGAUCUUUCUGAAGAAAGUGAUACUGAAUUUGAAGAGGGUUUUAAAGUACCAGGAUUUCUCUUCAAAAAGCUUUUUAAGUACCAGCAGACAGGUGUUAGGUGGCUCUGGGAAUUGCACUGCCAGCAGGCAGGAGGAAUUCUGGGAGAUGAGAUGGGAUUGGGCAAGACCAUCCAGAUAAUUGCCUUCUUGGCAGGUCUGAGCUACAGCAAGAUCAGGACUCGUGGUUCAAAUUACAGGUACCAAGGAUUGGGUCCAACAGUGAUUGUUUGUCCGGCUACUGUGAUGCACCAGUGGGUAAAAGAGUUCCACACUUGGUGGCCUCCAUUUAGAGUUGCCAUUCUCCAUGAAACUGGUUCUUACACUGACCAAAAGAUGAAACUAAUUCGUGAAAUUGCUUCAUGCCAUGGAAUUUUAAUUACGUCUUAUUCAUACGUUCGACUGAUGCAGGAUAACAUCCACAGCUAUGACUGGCAUUAUGUGAUUCUGGAUGAGGGUCACAAAAUCCGAAAUCCAAAUGCCGCAGUCACACUUGCAUGCAAGCAGUUCCGGACGCCCCAUCGACUCAUCUUGUCUGGCUCCCCUAUGCAAAAUAAUCUAAAGGAGCUGUGGUCCCUCUUUGACUUUAUAUUCCCAGGGAAACUGGGAACACUACCUGUGUUCAUGGAGCAAUUUUCUGUUCCUAUAACCAUGGGAGGAUAUUCCAAUGCUUCCCCUGUCCAGGUAAAAACUGCAUACAAAUGUGCCUGUGUGUUACGGGAUACCAUAAACCCCUACUUGCUGCGACGAAUGAAGGCUGAUGUGAAAAUGAGCCUUUCACUUCCAGAUAAAAAUGAACAGGUCCUCUUUUGCCGUCUGACAGAUGAGCAACGUCAAAUCUAUCAAAAUUUCAUCAACUCUAAAGAAGUUUACCAGAUUCUCAAUGGAGACAUGCAGAUUUUCUCAGGACUAGUAGCUUUGAGAAAGAUUUGCAACCACCCUGACCUCUUCUCUGGUGGUCCCAAGAUUUUGAAGGGUGUACCAGAUUCUGAAGUGGAGGAAGCAGAUCAGUUUGGAUAUUGGAAACGUUCUGGAAAAAUGAUAGUGGUAGAAUCCUUGCUGAAAAUAUGGCACAAGCAAGGCCACAGAGUGUUGAUUUUUAGUCAGUCGAGACAGAUGCUGCAGAUACUUGAAGUCUUUGUGAGAGAGAGAAACUAUUCCUACCUCAGGAUGGAUGGCACCACAACGAUAGCUUCCAGGCAGCCCCUUAUAACAAGAUAUAAUGAGGACGAAUCUAUAUUUGUUUUUCUUCUAACAACUCGUGUUGGUGGCAUUGGAGUUAACUUGACUGGUGCCGACCGGGUUAUUAUUUACGAUCCUGACUGGAAUCCCAGUACAGACACACAGGCUCGGGAACGUGCUUGGAGAAUAGGCCAAAAGAAACAGGUGACUGUGUAUAGGCUCCUCACCGCAGGUACUAUUGAAGAGAAGAUAUACCACAGACAAAUCUUCAAACAGUUUUUAACUAACAGAGUGCUGAAAGACCCUAAGCAGAGGCGCUUUUUCAAAUCCAAUGACCUUUAUGAACUUUUUACUCUGAGCAGCCCAGAUGUGUCUCAGGGAACAGAAACAAGUGCCAUUUUUGCAGGUACUGGUUCAGAUGUUCAACUCACAAAACAUCAGUUGAAACGGAAACUUGAAAAGCCACCUGAUAAUGGCGCUUCUAAAGGUGAUCUCCAUCUCGCGGAAAGCAGCUCACCAAAGUACAGCAAGUCAUCCAGUUCCUGCUCAACCACCCACAUGACAAAUAAAGCAAUAGACACAAGCAAGGAAACCAAAGGAAAUUUUGAAGCCUUUGAUCAAGAUAGCUAUGCAAAAGAUAAUGCACAAGCUGCUACUAAUAUAAACUUAUUGAAUAAAAGCAAGGAGGAGGGCUUGGAAAGAGCUGACAAAUCUGUGUCCCAGUCAUUGCCAGGUGAUGCAAGGUCUUCAGAGAAUGCCAAAUGUCUGAAUGCUGUGGUGGCUGAUGAGGUACCUGGAGCAGCUAAUGCAAAUGUCAAGGGAGAUUUUAGCCUUACUUGUGGUGCUGGUGGCUCAUGGGAAGAGCAGGCUGCUAAAACUCAAGAUGGGCAGUUAGAUAAUAAUCAUUAUAAGUGCACCUCAAAAACAAAGCACAGAGUAGACGUGCUGUCACAUGAGAGCCACAAAAAUAAGUCAAAGAAGAAACAUCACAAAGAUGCCAAGUUUGAAGGGGAGCGCAUCCCUCAUCUAGUGAAACAAAAGCAAUACAGAAGGGAGAACAGCGAAGAGAAGGAGGAAGACUCAAAAAAAAAUGAUGAUUACGUCUUGGAGAAACUUUUCAAAAAAUCAGGGGUACACAGUGUCAUGAAGCAUGAUGCCAUUAUGGAAGCUUCCAGUGCAGAUCAUGUGCUGGUGGAAGCAGAAGCAAACAGGGUGGCCCAGGAUGCUUUAAGAGCUUUAAAAGUCUCUCGACAGCGAUGUUUAGGAGCUACCUCUGGUGUGCCAACCUGGACGGGCAUGAAUGGUCUUUCAGGUGCACCAUCAGGAGUAAAGAGUCGGUUUGGUCAAAAAAGAAACUCUAUGCUGCUUUCUUCGCAUUCCACUUGUGCAUCACCUGUGAACAAGUGCAAGGAUGCAGAUACCAUAAAGAAAGAAAAUGUAAAGAAAUGCAAUUCCAAUGGGCAUUUUGUUGGAAAAUCUGGAGAAUCAUCAUCCAGUGCACUAGACUCUUCAUCUUUACUAGCUAAGAUGAGGGCAAGAAACCACCUUAUUUUACCGCAACAAGCAGGUAUUGAGGGAGAUGAGGAUGUUCAGCAAACACCUGCCCCAGCCCCAUGCUCAACAGAAUACGAUGAACUGCUCGUGGAUAUGCGUAACUUCAUAGCAUUCCAGGCCCGUGUGGAUGGUGAAGCUAGCACUCAGGAGCUACUGCACGAAUUUGAGACCAAACUGCCUGUGGAGCAGUCCUGUGUCUUCAGAGAACUUCUCCGUAAUCUCUGUACCUUCCAUAGAAGCCCGAAUGGUGAAGGUGUCUGGAGGCUGAAGCCAGAAUUCCGCUGACCUUUGUCAAGGGAAGGCAUCUGUCUGCAGUCAGCCACCACUCUCCUUUGAAAGACUUAGUUUGUUUUUUAAAAUGAGGAAUUAUUUCAUAUUCAUGAUUUAAUAAUUGAGCAGUUGGUGGUGCAGCGCUUGUUGCAGACUCAGAACUAACCUGAUUUCUGAUUUACACUAUUUAUAUGAAAGUGCCAUCUACCUCAUAGAUGAAAUGAUACAAAAUAUCAGCACCUUUUCUUUAAAAGAAAUCAUAAUAUAAAUGGGAUGAAGAACACCUACUGACAUUUUAUUGCAAUAAGAACCAUGGAUGUUGCUGUGGGUUGUAAGAUUUUUGUUUGAUUUCUGUGAAAUUCCAAGAAUUUCUUCCUCAAUUUUCUGUAUGUUACUUGAAUGGUCACGGGGCACACAGAGUACCAUUAAAAAAAAAAAGAUACAGUAGUCAGUGUGAGAUUCACUUGUACCAAGAAGUACAUCAAAAUCAUUGCAUGACACUUUCAUCAGUAGUGAGAAUUUUAUUUUAAUGUUAGUACUUUCAUUGUUGUCAGUUGCAUCACUAAUUAACUUGGAAAAUAAUGCUUCUGCUGUGGAGGCUUAAUCACAAAAAUUGGAAAACCUGGCAUGAUAUUACAUGACUGACAGUUAAUAAUUAUGGAAAACUUAUUAUGUUACAGAAAACCCAUUUGCACCAUAGUUGUCAAUUUGGUUACAGUCCCAUACACCACUGAUAACUGCUUGGUACAAUAUUUCUUACCACUGAGGUGAUAAAACCUGUUAUGUUUGUCACAGGUUAUGGACUGAUAAUUGAAAUCCCAUGAAAUGUUCAUGGGUCUCACUGUAAUUGAUGUCAAAAACUUUCCAGUUCCCUGGUAGCACUUAAAAUUUUAUACCUUGACGAAGACUGAGGUAUUAGUUGGUCAGAAGGGGAAUGGUUUUACUGUAUUUUACUAAACAUAAUCACUUUGGGCCAGAGAUAUAAUUGGAGUGUGUACAGAAGUUACAGCUUAGAGCUAUUCUGUAGACAGGGAAAACUUUACUCUUCCUGACAGUAACACAAGUUCUAGUAGCUAUUUUCUUCUACGGAAGGAAGAAAGGACUGGAUUAUUUGUAGCAAACCCAAAUACUACAUUGGGCCUGUGUUCAAGGCACUAAUGUGUGCUACGUAAGGAAAUCUUAAAGGAGGGGGAGCUGGAACUGAUAAAUUUUAAGAAGAAAGCCAUAUUCUUGCAGCAACAUUAAAUUACUGCAUGGCUUAAACUAGGAACAGUUAAAUAUGUCCUUCCUAUCCCUAAACUAUUGAAAAUAGAGAAGAUCGAGCUGUUUUGAGGGUUUUUGUUCAGUGCAAGAGUAUCUUGCUUAAUUCAAGUGAAAGUACAGAUACGGAAAGAUGAGUGGUGAAGCCAGAAUAUAAACUGUUACUUCAUUCUCAUAAAGUUUACCAUACUUCCGGUGGCUUUUCCUCUUGGUUUUUGCUCAGUGCUAAAGGAUCUGUAGAGAUUUGCAAAACGUGGUGCCUCACCAUUUCAAUAUGUGCUCAAUUGGCUUUCCACAGACUGGAGCCUGGUAGGGCAGACAGUCAAAGAAUCUGUUUCUUUUCCUCGUGGCAUUUGAAGAUGGGACUCUUGCACCUUUUCCUGUCAUCUCUUUUUCUGAUCCCUUUUAUAUUCACCUACAUUCCCUCUUUCAGGAGAAAGACGAAACCAAAAAUCUAGGCUGCAAUUGCAAAAUACUUCAAAAAUUGUAGAUCUAUUGAUAUGACUUAAACUGGGUCAGUAAAAGAGUAAUAAACCAAUUUUGCUGUUCUUUAUGAAGCUAUAGGGAAUUUUAAUUGAUUUUGGGUGUCAUGCUCCCACACGUUGCUAUGCCCCGGGAACAAACCAGGAAUUCAGCUGUCUGCAAAGCUCCUGUUGUCACCUUAGCGGUCGGUUCUAAUGUCCUGUUUUAAAGACAUAGUUCCUGUACUUAAAGUCUGCAGUUUCUCGAUGAUCUAUUAAUGUAAAUGAGCUUGCAUGUACUUUUAUAAAUCCUUUGCUUUCAUGGACUUAUUAAAAAAGC
Cuculus canorus (common cuckoo) is the source of this 6935-nucleotide messenger RNA. It is a transcript of the gene ERCC6, whose product is annotated as ERCC excision repair 6, chromatin remodeling factor. The coding region runs from base 399 to 4889 and encodes 1496 amino acids. The record is from RefSeq and is a predicted model, not a curated record. The transcript is spliced from 21 exons. Gene Ontology annotation, biological process: transcription-coupled nucleotide-excision repair. Gene Ontology annotation, cellular component: nucleus. NCBI's taxonomy places the organism in Eukaryota, Metazoa, Chordata, Aves, Cuculiformes, Cuculidae. Gene Ontology annotation, molecular function: ATP-dependent chromatin remodeler activity; ATP binding.